AUGGCAUCCCUCGUCCUUCCCCAGCUCGACGGCCCCGCCGAAACCCGCAAGGCGAACAAGAAGAAAGCCAACAAGAAAAAGAAGGACAAGAAGCUGAACAAGGCGGCGGCGGAAGACGACGCGGCUGCCUCGAACGCGCAGCGGAAAUGCGAGUCGCCGCCGGAGUAUAGGAAUGUCCCUGCCAAGGAGCAGGUGCGUGCGCCGGCUGGGCUGGAGAGUCUGGGUCUGCCGCUGGUUAUUGAUGGGGCGUCGUGGGGGGAGAGGGUUGGAACGGGUCUGGGACAGAAUGGCUAUGGUAGCACCCAUGCAUCAAACCACCAGGAAACACUCUCUGUUGCGCAAAGCUCGGCUCCUACGCUACUCUCCCCGUCUGUUGCUGCUGCGCCCGCCGAGGACGCCGGCCGUGCCGAGAGCGCGCCACACACGCAUCCCGGCAAGCCUGCCGCGGACCAGGCUGCGCUGCCAUACUGCCAGAUCCACGGGACGGCGACCUGCCGGUUCGAUCCUGCGUGUUGGCCCGGCUGGACUGUGCGUGUCCUCGUCGGCCCUCGUGCUGCUGCGUUCAUCAUGCUGGCGAUUGCUGCACCUGUGCGUAUAGUUCGACAGGCGCGUAUGUCAAUGGAGCGUAUCGGACGCCGGGGGCUUACCAUGGGCUACCCUCGGUUCUACCGCAGUGGAUGGGCAGACCUGAGGGGCUGGCUAGGGUUUCUCAUCGGGGGCCCGCCGGCCACUGGUCCGUUGGGGAGGAUGUGGAAGUUCAUCAGGUACGGGUCACCAUCAGCCACGAAGAAGAAAGCCGAUAUAGCUACGCAUGACAACGAGUUGUUGGCGACGUCCACGUACCUCCUUUGCCUCUUCGAUAGUGAGGACUUCCACGACUCGCGCUUCCUUUUAAAGUCAACCAAGGAUCACUUCCCGCCCAUCACCAUCCGCACACACAAGCUACUGAUUGCGCGCAGCCCGUUCGUCGCCUCUCUCUUGAGGGCAUCGACAAGCCAGCCGCAGGGGGUGUUCGAGAUCGUUGCGCUGGCCGGCGAGAAUUUUCUGCUGCUCAAGGCGUUUGAGGUCGCCCUCCAGAACCUCUACGGCCUGCCUCUCUUGAGCCAGGAACGGCUCCGCACCAUGACCCUCGCCAGCCUAGGAUACACGGAGGACAACAUCAAGAUGUCUCCGUAUCCGAUCAACACGGCCAUGGCGGAUUUUGCCAUGUGCUACGCCAGCUCUGGAGCCUUCCUGCAGCAGCGCGCGAUGGUCGAGACAGGCGUCCAGCUGAUCGUGGAGAACAUCACCUGGGACAACAUCGAGCUGAUCUUCUACUUUGGGUUCUGCAUCGCCAAUUUCGUCAUCACCUCGCCCCCCGCCCCCACAGAACCGCCGACAUCCUCCACACCCACAAACAGCACCGAAGCCGCAGACCAGCCCGAGGACACAACCGACGAGCUCCAGACAAAGUGGGCCCCGCACCUCCUCGCCGCAGCCCUCGACUUCGUCAUCAGCCACAUGCCCCGCGACUUCACUCUCUACCCCCAAGCCCACUGCAAGGGCAUGCCCGACCGCAUCCCAGAGUACCUACACACGACCGCUCCGCCGUCGCUCACGAACCCCAAGCUCGCGGACGUCAAAUUCGGCUCCUUCAGCACCGCCGAGGAAGAAGAGAAGCGCGGCCCGGAGACCGCCACCGUCACCGCCACCGUCACCGUCACCGUCACCACCUCCGCCGUCCUCGUCUGCCUGCCCUACGCGCAGCUCAGAGCCGCGUUCGUGAAGAUGAACGCCCGCCGCGUGCUCUCGAGCGAUCUCGCGCAGGCCAUCGUGCUGGAGCGCGAGACUCGGCGGCUGCAGGCGCUGCGUGCGUUUGCGCGCCUGUGCGCGCAGACCGGAGGUGCCGGUGCCGGUGUAGAUGCCGAGCAGGAAAUCCCGAGUGAGAUCCUGGAGCUGGGGUACGCGGAGUUUUAUACGUCGCGGAAUGUGUUUGCGCAUGCGCGCGAGGAGGAGGCGACGGUGUCGUUGGAGAUUUCGUUGGAGAGGGAGUGGAUUGGGUUGGCGGUUGGGGAGGUGAUGGUUAAGCAUCGGGUGCUUAGUGAUAAGAAGGAGUGA
Messenger RNA from Aspergillus clavatus NRRL 1, 2097 nucleotides. RefSeq lists its product as uncharacterized. The coding region runs from base 1 to 2097 and encodes 698 amino acids. The transcript is spliced from 4 exons. The record is from RefSeq and is a predicted model, not a curated record. Lineage: Eukaryota; Fungi; Ascomycota; Eurotiomycetes; Eurotiales; Aspergillaceae.